Messenger RNA from Botrytis cinerea B05.10, 5775 nucleotides. RefSeq lists its product as hypothetical. The transcript is spliced from 5 exons. Gene Ontology annotation, cellular component: eukaryotic translation initiation factor 4F complex. The record is from RefSeq and is a predicted model, not a curated record. The coding region runs from base 563 to 4915 and encodes 1450 amino acids. Gene Ontology annotation, molecular function: mRNA binding; translation initiation factor activity; protein binding. Lineage: Eukaryota; Fungi; Ascomycota; Leotiomycetes; Helotiales; Sclerotiniaceae.
GAGCCACCAUCGAAGAUAUCAGGAUUUCCGAAUUUCUCUCGAAACAAUUUUUCUACCACCACCAACAAUUUCAAGACAACUUGAAAAUACCUCCCAAAUCCAAAAAUACUAUCCCAGCAGCACAUCUUCUAUUCUGUAGAAGAACGACUGCGGCAGGAAUAGUCUCCUCGAUAUCUUUUCCACAAAGUAUCGACCUUAGACCAGAAUUGUACAGUUAUAGUUCUUCGAAAACUGUAACGAAUACAAAUUCUCCCAUCCAUUCACCCAUACGAAAAGAGAGGGCGAAUCUCCAGAUAUUCGCACUUUUUUUUGAGAGCGAUUAAUUUCUGCCCACUCAGGAAGAAACAUAACCACAAAUCCUCUCUCCACUCAUCCUUUCUAUCGAGUUAAUUUGAAAAGAUUCUCUUUCUUGUUAAUAGACUUCGAUUCUAAUUCAAUCUCGACCAUCUGCGAAGGCACACUGCCCGUCACCCACUCCUAUCGCGAUAACGUCAUACAAAUUAAUUACAAUCCCUUCUUACGAAAAGAUACACGAGGUCACCUUCGACAAACAGUUCACCCUAUGACUUCCGUUCCCCAACAAUCUCAAAACCAAAGCCAGGCCUCAAACACCACCAGCGCGUCGCAGUCGACCCAGUCGUACGCUUCUACCGCAAAGAAGGCAGUCUCGUCGCCACCUAUCGCGACGAGCUCCUCGACUCCAUCACCCGCCGUGGCUGUCGGAGGUUCUGCGCCGGUACAGCAACAUGGAAAAUCAUCCUCUAUCUCACCGGUAAACGGUAGAGCUUCGAUUCCUCCUGCUGUACCGGCAGUUUCUGCACCUGCUAUCGCCCAUAGCAACGCUGCAGUCAACGGUGGUUCGACUGACCACAGCCGUAAGAGUUCGGUUACAAUUAGCGCAAACGGUCCUGCAGGUUAUGUUCCCAAUGGAGGUCCAGUCGGUGGCUCAAGAGGUGGCAUUCGAUUUGGAGCAUUAAUGGAUUCUCCUGCCGCUUCCCACAGCAUCCCACAAAUCUCUCAGCCCGCCUCGGAACCAAUCCCAAUCCCAGGAAACAACCCAAGAGUAGUUUCGCCAGCAACCUCGCCAUCUCCCAUCCCUCAACCAACUGCAAGUGGUGGAAGACCUCCAUCUGGAAUCUCUCAACAAGGAAACAUGACUUUUGGUAGUUUAGGCAACGAUGGUGAUCGUCAUAUGCGACAAGCAGCCUCCCAAGGACCUUUGGCACCUAACAGUCAGGCAGGCGGUCACCUCCGUCGUGAAUCUUCGCAUUCGGCACAAAGUGACAACAAUCAAGGCCCAGGAGCUGGACGUGGUGGUUAUCAACAAGGUGGUGGUCGUGGACGUGGUGGAUUCAACCAACAAUACACAAGCCAUGCUGGUUUCCCUCCACAAAACCCACCACAAUUCAGAAACAACCAAAAUGCCGGACGUGGUGGCAUGCCUCCUUUCCAAAACCAAGGUCGCCCACCAUAUCAAAACUCCCCACACCAAGCCGCUCGAAGCCCAGCCCUUUCGAACUCAAUUCCCGGUACUCCUAACAUGAACCAGGCGUUGCCCAUGCAAAGCCCACAACAAUUUAACGCUCAUGCUUACUAUCAGCCAUCUCACAUGGGAGCUCCUCAAGUACAACAAGGCUAUCAAUACCCGACUCAUCCCUAUGGUCCUUACCCCGGUAUGCCUCUAAUGGGUGGCCCUCCAACUUUCCAGUACCCUCAAGCUGGUUAUAUGCACCCUGGUCCACCCCAAUCACCCCAACCAGGCUACAAUCAACCAUAUAUCGCUGGUCAGUAUACACAACAGGCACCACAACCUAUGUCCCGCAAUUCGUCCCAAAUGUCUGAACAUCGACCAGCAUCGAGUAUGGGCCAAAACCAAGUUCCUAUGAUCACACCCUCUACUUCGCAUACACCUCAGCCAAAGCCUGUUGCUCAAAACACCUUCUCUAGACCAACCCGCAAGAGUGCUGCUAUUGUCAUUAAGAGACCCGAUGGCGAUGUCUUGAACGUUGAUGCAAUCAAGGCACCUGCUUCUCCAGCUCCUAGCAACAGGACUAGAACACCACCUGUCAUUGCUUCUUCCACACCAACACCUCCACCAAAGUCUGCUACUCCUCAACAUACUCGCACUGAUAGCUUAGCUACCAAGUCUGCUGAAGAGAUUCGCCAAGAGAUGCAAGAAAAGGUCAAGAAAAUGGCAGCAGGCGGUGACAAGGUCGACGAGGCCAAGAAUGAGGAGGCCGCUAAGGCCGCCGAAGCUGCUGCCGCCGCUGAAGCCAAGUUGAAGGAGGAAGAAAAGGCAAAGGAAGAAGCAAAGGCCGCCGAAGAGGCCAAGGCUAAGGAAGAAGCAGACGCGAAAGCUGCUGCUGAGAAGGCCCAGAAGGAAGCAGAUGACGAGUUGGAACGACAAAUUGCCGAGAUGGAGGCAGCUGAAGCUGAACGAGAGAAGAAAGAAGCUGAACUUCUCGCUAAGCGUAACGCUGAGAAAGCAAGACUUGCCGCCGAGAAGGCCGAAGCCGACAAGGCCAAUGCAGCAGAAAAUGACCGCAAACUCAAGGAGCAGGAGCGCGAGAUGGAACGCCUCGAAGAUGAAAAGGAGAAGAAGAGAGCAGAGGCCGAAGCCAAGGCUAAAGGUGGCGAUGUCAAGAAGGAUGAGGAGACCCCAGACACUCUCGCUACAAAGCUCUCAAAGGCUACCCUCGAAACCGACAGCGGUGCAUCAACUCCUACUUCUGAUGACUCCAUGGGCCCACCUCCCAAGUCACUUGCUGCCGAGAAGCGAGGCAAGCCUGCUGCGCUUAACCUUGCACCCCUUAACACUAAGCCUGUUGAGCCACCUCAACCUAGUGCAGCUCUCCAGUCGCUCAAAUCUGCUCGUUUCUUGGCUGUCCUCGACUCCUCUAUCUAUCCAGCCAACAUCAACUCGCCAAACCCUGCUUUGAACUCUGCCGCCAAUGCCAAGGGCAAGACCUUCAAAUACGACAAAGAAUUCUUGCUCCAAUUCCAAAAGGUAUUCACCGAGAAGCCAUCCAUGGAAUUUGAGUCACAAAUCAAGGCUCUCAUCGGGGAUGACCCAAGCUCUGCCAGACCUGGUGGAUCGCAGAGAACACCUGGUGGUAUGGGUCCUCGAGGAUCAAACCGUGGUGGCGGAAAUGCUGUUGGUCAAUUCACCAUGGGUCAAUUUGGUGCUCAAGGUGGAAAGACUCUUCCGCCUGGUACUACAAGCGAGAUGCGUUUUGCUAUGUCUCAAGGCAAUAUGGCAAGACCAGCCCUCAACAACCCUCUAGCUUCAUUCCAGCGUCCUGGCGGAGCUUUCCCCGGUGGCUCUAUGCAACGAACCAACUCUACCAACUCCAUGCCACACUCUCCACGUCAAGCAAGCAGAUCCACCCGUGGUGGUAGCAAGCGUGAAGGCGGCUACCAAGGCAGUAAUGCCAAGCAAGAGGCUCAAGCCGCAGCAAAGAUGCCUCUUACCAGCGGUAUGGAAAUCAAGCCCAUUCAAAUUUCUUCUACUGGUUGGAAGCCACGCAGUGUCGGCCAAACUCAAUCAGCUACUGGUGCUGCUGGGCCUACACCUGGUGCCACUCCAGGCGCUGGCCACAUGGAUCCCGACAUGGUUCAAAGAAAGGUCAAGGCAGCUUUGAACAAGAUGACUCCUGAGAAGUUCGACAAGAUUGCCGACCAAAUCUUAGUUAUUGCUGCACAGUCUAGAGACGAGGCAGAUGGACGCACAUUGAGACAAGUCAUCCAACUUACUUUCGAGAAAGCCACCGACGAAGCUCACUGGGCUUCUAUGUAUGCCAAGUUCUGCAAGCGCAUGUUGGAGACCAUGAGCCCUGAUAUCAAGGACGAGAGCAUCUUAGACAAGAACAAAAACAUCGUCUCUGGUGGUAACCUUUUCCGAAAGUACUUGCUCAAUAGAUGUCAAGAAGAAUUCGAGAGAGGUUGGAAGAUUGACUUGCCAGAGAAGCCUGAGGGUGAACGCGAGGAUGCUAAGACUGAAGAAGCUGUGAUGCUCUCAGACGAGUAUUACAUUGCAGCUGCUGCCAAGAGACGUGGUCUUGGUCUUGUUCAAUUCAUUGGUGAGUUGUACAAGCUUAGUAUGCUUACAGAGCGUAUUAUGCAUGAGUGUGUUAAGAAACUCGUGGACUACAAUGGCCUUCCUGAUGAAGCCGAGAUUGAGUCUUUGACUAAACUCCUCAAGACCAUUGGUCUUAACCUCGACAGCACUGAGAAGGGUAGACCAUUGAUGGAUGUUUACUUUGCUCGUAUCAAUGCCAUGAUAGAGCAACCUGAGUUGCCAAGUCGUCUCAAGUUCAUGCUCAUGGAUAUUGUUGAUCUUCGUAAGAAGGGAUGGGCUUCAAAGGAAGCAAACAAGGGACCUCAGACACUUGAUGAAGUCAGAGCAGCUGCCGAGGCUGCUGCUGCUGCAAAGGCUGCCGAGAACUCUAGGAGCCAAAGAGGUGGUGGUGGAGGACGCAUGCCAAUGGGUCGUGGUGACGGAAGAAACUUCUCCGGUGGAUAUGGUAACCAACCUCCUCCUGAUUACCAGAAGAACACUGUUGGUAUGGAUGACCUUCGUCGUCUUACAAACAAGGGUGGUGCAAGCCGAAACACCAACGCACAGAUGUCCUUUGGACCAUCAUCUAUGUUUUCUUCAAGAAGCAACAGUGGUCGAAAGAUGGGACCAGGAGGUUCCUUGGGCAGAACAGGUGAAGAUUCUGGAGCUUCUUCAAGAACAGGCACACCCCCACAAGACAAGGAUAGGAAAUCAGCUACUUCCGCAAAUGCGUUCAGUCUUCUAGCAGGAUUAGGAUCUGGCGAGACCGAAAAUCCAGCAUCUCCUCCUUCUACUCAUACUUCUCCAGUAUUGUCGAAGUCCACAGCAGCUUCUGACAAGAAGGAGGGGGAUGCUUGAUCGUUGAGCAUUAACAAAAGUGUUUAAUAAAACGGAUCAUUCUAAUUUCUGUGCAUAGGCGGCGGGCUAAUCUUGCAUUUACGGCGGGGCCUAUUUUCAAAGGGCGUCUUAAAAGUUCCUCAUUCUGUUCACUGUGAUACCUCAGAUUUCACACAUUAGACUAAAUUCCGUUAUCAUCAGAUCUUGUUUUCGGUCAUCUUUCUAAUGCAUUAUGCGGUAUUUGGUGCGUGGGACAAAAUGGGAUGCUUUCUAUCUGCAAAUUUCUUUGGCUGGCGGGGGUUGGAUUUGGACGGCGAUAUGGUUGGUAGCCGAUCACGACCUCUAAAAGCUUUUUAUUCUUCUGUCCAUAUUUUUUUUUCGUCUUUACGUGGCUCUAAUGAUCGAUGACCUGGUGUGCUUCAAUGCAUCCAUACGAUGGUCUACGAAUAUUACGCUCCCGCUUUUGCGUUUUUGUUUUUUUGCAUUGGCGCCAUUACGACUUGAUACCCUAAUGUCAUCUCCACCAAGUAAGGCAUGGGGCUUCAAGGUCGUUGCAUAAUGAUGAUGAGGUUUUUCUUUGAUAGCCUGGCUGGCUGGUGACGGUUGGUCUUGAGUGAAUCACAGAGCAAAAGAACAUGGAGAAAGCUUGUCUUGUUCUGGGGCCGGAGGAUAUAUCUAUUGUGAAAGCUAUGGAUUCGUGUCAAGGGGGUAUUGGAGGUCCCUGCUUGUGGGGAGGAACGCAGGGUGGAUGCUCGGAAAACCUUGUUGUACAAUUAUAAUCUCUUUUUUUCUGUCGUUGGUUUUUAUACCUUUCUUCUCUUUUUCAUCACGCCAGCCAGCUUCAGUGAGUAAGAACAAAUGAAAAUGAUAAAAUUUAUUCA